Molecule: messenger RNA, 629 nt
Organism: Jatropha curcas
Lineage: Eukaryota; Viridiplantae; Streptophyta; Magnoliopsida; Malpighiales; Euphorbiaceae
Product: putative histone H2B.3
Cellular component (GO): nucleosome
Molecular function (GO): structural constituent of chromatin; protein heterodimerization activity; DNA binding
Source: RefSeq, a predicted model, not a curated record
UACCACAGUCACCGUUUCAUACAACGUUGUAGGAUUCGGUUCGAUCACAGAAAUUUCGAUUUCUCGCAUUAAGGAUCUCAUUCUUUAGCAACUCUAAUGGCGCCCAAGGCAGAGAAGAAACCAGCUGAGAAGAAGCCGGCAGAGAAGGCACCGGCGGAGAAGAAGCCAAGAGCAGAGAAGAAACUGCCAAAAGAAGGCGUCGAUAAGAAGAAGAAGAAGGCGAAGAAGAGCGUAGAGACGUAUAAGAUAUACAUAUUCAAGGUGUUGAAGCAAGUCCAUCCUGAUAUCGGGAUUUCCAGUAAGGCUAUGGGGAUCAUGAACAGCUUUAUCAAUGAUAUCUUUGAAAAGCUUGCACAGGAAUCUUCAAGGCUCGCUAGGUAUAACAAGAAGCCUACCAUCACUUCUCGCGAGAUCCAGACUGCUGUUAGGUUGGUCUUGCCUGGUGAACUCGCUAAGCACGCAGUUUCUGAAGGAACCAAAGCUGUGACUAAGUUCACCAGCUCAUAGUAUUAGGGUUAGGGUUUUGAAUGGGUAUUUUCUAUGUAAAGAGUUAGGUUUUGUAAUCGAGUCUGGUUUGAUUGUAUUUUCUUGCUUUUGAAUCAAUGACUUGCUGAUUUAACUCUCAACCA